Messenger RNA from Malassezia vespertilionis, 4782 nucleotides. RefSeq lists its product as uncharacterized. NCBI's taxonomy places the organism in Eukaryota, Fungi, Basidiomycota, Malasseziomycetes, Malasseziales, Malasseziaceae. The coding region runs from base 1 to 4782 and encodes 1593 amino acids. Gene Ontology annotation, molecular function: protein binding. The record is from RefSeq and is a predicted model, not a curated record. The transcript has 2 exons.
AUGCAACUGCGCUCCGUGUAUUCGGGCGCGGCGCGAAAUACAACACCUCAAGUGACGCCGCAGUGCUCCAUCUCGACACGCAGCGACGCCUCACUCGGUGCUCCAGUCCAGUUUUUGCACUUUGCACAUCACGGAGCGCGGAUUCUUUGCGCACUCCGAAAUGGACUGCUUGUUGUGUACGAGACAGAUGCGCCUACAAACAAGCAGGUCAUUGCUCCGCCUGUACAGGGCGCACACAUUACAGGACUCGCGCCCAAUCCUGAGCUUGAUUCUUUGUGCAUUGUGAUGUACAAUGAACAUUCCACAACAGCACUGGGUGGCUCGGCACACCUGCUGGAUUUUAUCGAGGGCCAGUGGCGCACGACAUUGCUUGCGUCCGGCGCGACUGCUUGCGAUUGGUCGACAAAGGGAAAGCAGUUGGUCCUUGGUUGUGCGAACGGAGAGAUUGUGCAGCUCACCCCACAAGGAGAAACAAAGGCUACGCUCCCUCCGCCGCCCGAAAGCGAUCGCGCACUGUAUGUGGAAGAUAUACGUUGGCUUGAAAACCAUGUGUUUAUCGCGACGUACAAUACACAAAUCACGAGCACGGAAGAAGCAGUGCACGAGUACGAUGCCUUUAUCCUUUUGCGCGACUUGAAAGCCAAUAGUGUUGUGUAUGCAGCGCUCCCGUUUGACGUGGCGCCGCCGUUUGGCGAUACGGGCCGGUGGGGACAUCGGUACCUCGCGGCACUGCGUAAUUGGAGUCCAGAGAAACACAUUCUGUUUGUUGGGAAUGCGCCCAGUACGGAUAUCGGCGUGAUAGGAUGUACAAUGAAAGGCGAAGGCGUCGACGCUUGGGAGACGCUCGAACUGGAAGAGACUUCGCGGCCUGUCCUCCCUUUUUCCUCGGUCGACGACACAGCAGAUACAGCGCCGGUUGGACUGGCAUUUGAUCUCACAGCGACUACGCCGGUACCAGAUCCCAAUGCAUCUGCAAAGGGGCUGGAUUCUAGCGCGACACUGCCUCCGGCGCCGGUCCUGUUGGUGUAUACAAGCGAUGGUGUUCUUUUGGCGUACAAUGUCAUCAAUACGGACACUGCAGAGGCGUACCCCGGAAUGAUUACGCCGGGAUUUACGGCGCAGGCGCAGACGCAGAGCGCAGAUCCAACACCUGCUUUUGGCGCUGCCAAGGUGCCGGCUUUUGGGCAGACACCUGCGCAAUCCACUGGAUUUGGCACCUUUGGAGGGGCAAAGUCAUCAUUUGGGUCUGCUGGCGCAAGCGAAAGCGCGCCUAUUGAUGCUUCCCCUGCCUUUGGUCAGCCUUCUGCCUUUGGUCAGUCUUCUGCCUUUGGUCAGCCAUCUGCCUUUGGUCAGCCUUCAGCAUUUGGACAGUCUUCUGCCUUUGGUCAGCCUUCAGCAUUCGGUCAGCCUUCAGCAUUCGGACAGUCUUCAGCAUUUGGACAGCCUUCGGCAUUUGGACAGGCUGCAACGCAAAAUCCAGUUAGCGCAGGCUCUGCAUUUAGUUCUAUGGCUGGCAAACCGACAGGGUUUGGCGCUAUUGGGAACUCGGGACAGACGCCUGUGUUUGGGUCAGGUGGCACUUUCCAAAAAGUUUCUGCUUUUCAAAAUGUCACACCGACUCCCAAGGUACAGUCUACUGAUACAAAUAUGGAUGCAGAACCUGUGCAGGACAAAUCUGGAUUGGCAGCAAAGGACACAUUUUCGUUUGGUAAUGUAAGCGAAGCUAUGGAUGCAAAGGGAACCGCCACUACUCACCAGAGUCCUGUUCCGCCCAAAGCAAGCGACACUUUACCUUCCUUUACGACCCAGCACAAUGCAUCCACAGCGUUCUCGUUUGGACAGGGUUCCUCGCAGGCAAAGGAGAAGCUUACUCGAGACACUCAAAAAGAGGACGGUGACGCAAAAAGUGAAAAGAAGGGUGCUUCUGCAUUUUUCUUUGCGCAGACGAAUAACGAGAUAUCUGCUUCUCCGUCUGCCAAAGAUGAGAACAAAGACGCUCCAGUUUUUUCAUUUGCCAAGAAGGACGACGAAAAGAAAGAUGCGCCUAAUUUCUCGUUUGCCAAAAAGGAUGGCGACAAGGACACUUCUGCCUUUUCUUUUGCUAAGAAGGAUGAUGUAAAGAGCACUUCUGCAUUUUCGUUCGCCAAGCACGAUAAGGAAAAUGCCUCUAAUUUUUCUACUGCCAAGAAAGACGACGAAGCGAAUGCACCUGUCUUUUCCUUCGCAAAGGACGAGAAGAAAGAAGACUCUGUUUUUUCGUUUUCAAAAACUGACGACAAAAAAAAUGCUCCUGCAUUCUCUUGUGCCAAGAAGGAUGACGAGAAAUUUGCUGACACUGCGUUUUCAUCCACAAAGAACGACACGAUGGAGGACAUGAACAAAACCCCUGCUUCAGUUUCUUUUGCAAAGGAAGCAACCACAGCUUCGAGUGUAAAGAGCGACGAUGUGGAGAACAAUGUGAAGGCAUCGAAUGCGCCUUCUACUUCUUUUACGCCAGAAGACAAAGUUGUAUCUGCCGAUUCGAUUGCAAGUAAGAAAGACGAAAAGGAGGUCGCUUCUGUUCUGCCUGCAAAGGAAGACGAAAAGGCAGCAUCUCUAGCCGACACGUCUGUCGAAGAAGGCCUCGGAAAGGUUGCGUCAGCUACACCAUUGCCUACGGCUGACGAUAAUGCCAAUCAAUCUUUUGCUUUUCCGUCUGCAAAGAGAGAUGAAGAGAACAAAGAGGUUCCUGCUUUUUCAUUUGCUAAGAACGACGAAAAGAAGGAUGCCCCUGCUUUUUCAUUCACCAAAAAGGACGAGAAAAAGGACGCCCCUGCUUUUUCGUUCACCCAGAAGAACGACGAAAAGAAGGACGCCCCUGCUUCUUCAUUUACCCAGAAGAACGACGAAAAGAAGGACGCCUCUGCUUUUUCGUUCACUCAGAAGGAGGACGAGAAAAAAGAUGCUCCUGCUUUUUCAUUUACCCAGAAGGAUAACGACAAGACUGCUACUUCUGCUUUCUCUUUUGCAAAAGAACCAAAACAUCAAGUUUCUUCUGCUUUUUCAUUGCCCAAGCAAGAAAGCAGCGCUACUUCGGCGUUUUCCUUUGCUUCAAAAAGUGACAAGCCUACCACCUUUGGCUCCGCUGCUUACUCGCAGCCGACACGGACGCAAUCCAUAAAUGCAAAGAAGUCGGAAACGUCAGCUUCUGGUUCUCACUUGCAGCGCCCAGACUCUGACUUGACUUGCAAACCGCAUGAAGGCAGCGCCAAGCUUUCGCCCAGCCAUGCGGCAGACGCAAUGCAAGGAGACAACUCUUCUGUCAUGGCCGCUAUACCGAAACAAGCAGCGCAGGUCGGCAUUUUGUUGAACAAUACUACACUACCUACCGUCAACCUCCGUACUACUUCCAUUCCCGACGUUUCAGAGGAGAAGGGAGAAUUGCAGCAAGAGUUUGCCAAAAUUUACUUGCAAUUAAAUGCCGAACUCAAGGAACUGCAAGCCACUGCACAGCACCUUGCUGCAUUUUAUGACAAAUUGCGCACGCCAUCGCAGCCGCCAAAGACACUGGCCGGCACUGCAGACGAUUGGAGCUUUGGCGAUAUCUCUGCAUUGUCACCCAUUAUGCAGUCCCUUGCACAGGACAUUGCACAAGUAAAUUCGGCUAGCAUCAACAGCCAGCAACUGCUUGCCCAUAUCCAAAGUGCCGAGCUCAAAGCCGAGAUCAAGCGCGACGAGACAGCGCGGUUCUUGCGCGCACGUCAAGAUCCUGCAUUUGCCAAGCUGCUCCGUGUACGCCACUUGGGACCCGAGCACCUAGAAAAUCAGCAGAGACUGCGGCGCGCCACACAUUCGAUCCGCGACCGGAUGCAAGAGCUCGGAGAAUGUCUACAAAUGAUCAAGACGCAGAUAUCGAAUCAAAAACAAGGCCGUACUUCGUUCCGUGCACCUUCUUUGGACUCUAUUCAUCGCUCUGCCGAAAACAUUAGCGUGCUUGCAUUGCAUCGCCUUGUUGAGCUCGAUCGUUUGUCUACAGAACUAGCCGAAUUUCGCCCGCGUGCAGCUGUAUCGCGCGCCAGUGCCGAGCCUGCCAUGAAAAUAACAGACACUUUGAGCAAUGUGGCAUCGUUGGCCAGUGCAUUGCCGACACUGCACGCAGACCCUGUGGUGGCAUCGGAAUGUAUGACAGCCCGUGCUGCGCAGACAAAUGCGCUGGAUGCGCUUUUAAAAGCACGCACGAAGCCGUUGACGACCAAGGCGAGCGAUAUUGUGCCUGAACACGUUGCCGAGGAAGCAUUUCAGCUUUCCAUUCCAAGGCACCCCAUCCAUGUGUGCACGACGACGCGUCCUGCUCCUGCGCCUGCUUCUGCACCUGCUUCUGCGCCUGCUUCUGAGUCUUCUGCGCCUGCGCUCGAGUCGCCUGCAGAGACUCAAGAAGCACCACCAAGGCCAAGCUUCUUUGCGACUGCGACUCCUGGCAAAGGCCGUGUCGAGCUUGAACCAAAACAGCCAGAGCGCCCAUCGCAGCGCUUCUUUUCCAGUAUGGCCAGCAACCGGAGUGCCUUUGACUCUGCAUCGCGGUCCAUUCCUACCGAGUACACCACGUUCGAAGGCCUUGUUCUCCCACACCGCAUAGUACCGUCUGGCAAUAUGACUUUGGAAGAGUUUGUCAGACAACAAGACUCGGAAGAGGAAGCAGCAGAUGAAGAAGACGAAUACGAUGAGGAUUUGUAUGAUGAGGAUUUGUAUGAUGAGGACGAUGGGUAUGAUGAAUACGAGGAAGAGGAGGACGAGGUAGAUUAG